AUGGAUAUAAAUAUAGGGAGUUCGUUUAAAAUGACAAAGAAAUUGGGUUCAGGUAUUUAUGCAGAAGUAUUUCAUGGAUUCAAUAUCAAAACGAACAUGGAAGUGGCAAUUAAACUUGAGCCUGUAAACACAAAGCGUCCACAACUGUUUUAUGAAGGAAAAUUAUACUAAUACUUGUAACAAGAACCCUCAGUUAUUGAUAAAGGAAUUCCAAAUGUUUACUAUUGUGCAACAGAGGGUGGAAAUAAUAUUAUGGUAAUGGAUCUCCUUGGCCCUUCUUUAGAAGAUCUAUUCAAUUUAUGUGGCAGAAAAUUUUCUCUAAAGUCAGUAUUAAUGUUGGCUGAUCAGAUGAUUUAAAGGAUUGAAUAUGUUCAUUCUAGAAACUUUUUACAUCGAGAUAUUAAACCAGACAAAUUUUUAAUUGGAACAGGCAAUAGAGCUCAUAAGGUUUAUAUUAUUGGUUUUGGAUUUGCAAAGAGAUAUAUUCAAAAAGAUGGCAAACACAUUCCCUAUAAGGAGGGUAAAGAUUUAACAGGGACUGCCCGUUAUGCUUCAAUCAAUAACCAUCUUGGUAUUGAGCAGGGAAGAAGAGAUGAUCUUGAAUCAUUAGGCUAUGUAAUGAUGUACUUCUUAAGAGGAUCUCUCCCCUGGUAAAACUAGAGGACUAGGAAACUAGAAUACCGCGAAAGUGUUGAUAAGAAAAAGCUUUCAAUAUCAAUUGAAAAAUUAUGCGAAGGAUUUCCAUAAGAAUUUGCUACAUACUUAAAUUAUGCAAAAAAAUUAAGAUUAGAUGAAAAACCUGACUACAAUCACUUAAGAACUUUAUUUAAAGAUUUAUUUACCAAGAGUGGAUUUGAGAUGGACAAUAUUUAUGAUUGGAAUCUGAUUUAGAAAAUGGAUGGUACUCCUGGAAAAACCACAAACAACAAUUAAACAGAAUAACUGCCAAUAGGUUAAGUGCUCCAAAAAUAAGGUUGA
Molecule: messenger RNA, 978 nt
Organism: Paramecium tetraurelia
Lineage: Eukaryota; Ciliophora; Oligohymenophorea; Peniculida; Parameciidae
Exons: 4
Biological process (GO): signal transduction; endocytosis; peptidyl-serine phosphorylation
Cellular component (GO): cytoplasm; nucleus
Molecular function (GO): ATP binding; protein serine/threonine kinase activity
Source: RefSeq, a predicted model, not a curated record